GCCGGGGCGGGUAUAUAAGGGAGGCGCAGGCGGUGCCCGGAUCUCUUCCGCCGCCAUUUUCUGCCGGGCGCAGGUCUCCGCUGUCUCCGCCGCUCGCACGAGCACCCCCGCCGCCCUCGCCCCGCCAUGGAGGACUCGACCGAGAUGAGCGGCGGCCAGGAGGAGUUCGCCGAGGGCUCCAAGAUCAACGCGAGCAAGAACCAGCAGGACGACGGGAAAAUGUUCAUCGGAGGCCUCAGCUGGGACACCAGCAAGAAGGACCUGACGGAGUAUCUCUCGCGGUUUGGCGAGGUUGUGGAUUGCACGAUCAAAACAGACCCGGUCACUGGAAGGUCGAGGGGGUUUGGGUUCGUGCUCUUCAAGGACGCUGCCAGCGUGGAGAAGGUGUUGGAACUGAAGGAACACAAACUGGAUGGGAAGUUAAUAGAUCCUAAAAGGGCAAAAGCGCUGAAAGGGAAGGAGCCACCCAAAAAAGUGUUUGUUGGUGGGCUGAGUCCAGAUACAUCUGAAGAACAGAUUAAGGAGUACUUUGGUGCUUUUGGCGAGAUUGAAAACAUUGAACUUCCCAUGGACACAAAGACGAAUGAAAGGAGGGGCUUCUGUUUUAUCACAUACACAGAUGAAGAGCCAGUAAAGAAGUUACUAGAGAGCAGAUACCACCAGAUUGGUUCAGGCAAGUGUGAGAUCAAAGUAGCGCAGCCCAAAGAAGUGUACAGACAGCAGCAGCAGCAGCAGAAAGGAGGGAAAAGCAAUUCUUCUGGUGGACGUGGAGGCGGAAGGGGGCGUGGACGGGGUCAGGGACAAAACUGGAACCAAGGAUUCAAUAACUAUUACGAUCAAGGCUAUGGGAAUUACAAUAGUGCUUACAGUGAUCAGAGCUACAGUGGCUAUGGAGGCUACGACUACUCUGGGUACAACUAUCCCAACUAUGGAUAUGGGCCUGGAUACACAGAUUACAGUGGCCAACAAAGUACAUAUGGGAAGGCGUCCCGUGGCGGCGGCAACCACCAAAACAACUACCAGCCGUACUAAGGCAGUACCUAGUACCUGACAAACAGCGGGAACUUCAUUGCAGGCCGUGUGUCACCCUGACCACGUCUAUCUCUGGGGUCGCACGUUGCAGGCAGAGCGCAAGGCAUACACCAGAAAACGCUGUCCUGUGGUAUGGUCUCUUCCAACUUCAUGUACCAGCGUAAAGAUUAAAGUGGAAAACUUCAGACUUUGGCUUCUUUUUUUAAUCUUUUUUGGAGAUUAAGUGUCUUUAACUUAAAUGGUUUUUUACAGGAGUUAAAGUACAUAAAUGCCUUUACAGCUUAAUCAUUUGGUCUUCUGUUUAGUGUUGUAUUUCAAUUGUGGAACCUCAUUUUAAAUGUGCAUUCUUUAAGAUUUUAAUGCUUGCUUUUUUCUUUUUAUAGCUAAUAGUGAAAUCUGCAAACCAAAACGAACUUUUAAAUCUGGAUAAACAUUAAAGAUCAUAUGCAUAUGGACUGUCUGAACUAAAGCGACCUGACUUGUGUUGCACAUAAGUCGUUUAGUUGUAUAAACGAAUAAUCAGAAAGCCGUUUGGCAGUGUUUCCAAUGGAAAAGAAGGAGAUCCAGAGCCUGCUUACUUGUCUAAGUUGGGUGGUUGUUGUUUUGGAGCAGCCUCCUAGAUGGGCUGUAUGGCAAUAAUUGGGAAAAUAAAUUACUGAUGGGUAACUAAACAAACCUCUUGCGUUACCUUAAUAAAUAUGCAUAUGAUCUUUAACAGUGACGAAAGGAAUAUAUAGAAGACUUAAAGCAGUUCAUGAAAAUGGACCUUUUAACAAUUCUGUAGUAACUGUCACAGAUCUGACAUGCAUUUUGUCUUGAUUUUUUAGGUAGAGAUACUGCAACAAAAAGCCAUCUUGCAACGCAUUGUGAGUGAAUGGAGGGUGGUCUUCGUGAGAGAAAAUGACUAUUUUGUAAAAGACUUUUAGUGUAUGACACAACUGUGUCCAACUGUACAUAGCGGCCGACUAGUUUUCUUUUAUGGUUUUUACUUUCUUUUUGCCAUUCAUGUUAUGACACAAUGUGGACUUGUGUUUAUACAAACUUUAUUUGUAUAAUUUCAUGUUAAAAGAUUCUCUAAUAAAUGCUUACUUAAGUGAG
Poecile atricapillus (Black-capped chickadee) is the source of this 2130-nucleotide messenger RNA. It is a transcript of the gene HNRNPDL, whose product is annotated as heterogeneous nuclear ribonucleoprotein D like. Gene Ontology annotation, molecular function: poly(G) binding; poly(A) binding. Lineage: Eukaryota; Metazoa; Chordata; Aves; Passeriformes; Paridae. Gene Ontology annotation, biological process: regulation of gene expression. The coding region runs from base 127 to 1032 and encodes 301 amino acids. The transcript has 8 exons. The record is from RefSeq and is a predicted model, not a curated record. Gene Ontology annotation, cellular component: nucleoplasm.